GGCGAAGCGAAACGGUCGCCUGGCGCCAAAAUUUAAGUUCAAAAACUGUGACUGUAAGUUGCAGUCAGAGAUACUUGCUUUCUUGUUGUCAAGGCUAAUUAAAAAAAUAAAUCUUCAUUUUAAGUCAGCCAGGAAGGAUCAUUAAGGGAAUCUACGUGCUCUGGAUUUUUAUUUACUUUGUUUUAGCUACUGGGCUGCGGGUUACGAUGCAUAUCAAAUCUAUCAUCAUAGAGGGAUUCAAAUCUUACGCCCAGAGGACGGAAAUCAAUGGGUUUGAUCCUCUGUUCAAUGCCAUUACUGGACUGAAUGGCAGUGGGAAAUCAAAUAUACUGGAUUCAAUCUGUUUUCUUCUCGGAAUCUCUAACCUGUCACAGGUGCGGGCGUCAAAUCUCCAGGAUUUGGUGUACAAAAAUGGCCAAGCCGGAAUCACCAAAGCGACUGUUUCAAUUACUUUCGACAACUCUGACAAGAAGCAGAGCCCCCUCGGGUUUGAAACUCACGAUGAAAUCACCGUUACCAGACAGGUAGUUAUAGGAGGAAAGAACAAGUAUUUGAUAAAUGGCAUGAACGCCAACAACACUCGUGUGCAGGACCUCUUUUGUUCCGUGGGUCUGAACGUAAACAACCCGCACUUCCUCAUUAUGCAGGGAAGAAUUACCAAGGUCCUAAACAUGAAACCACCUGAGAUCUUGGCCAUGAUCGAGGAGGCAGCCGGUACCAGGAUGUACGAGUGUAAAAAAAUCAGCGCCCAGAAGACCAUCGAGAAGAAGGAGGCCAAACUGAAAGAGAUCCAGACGAUCCUUGAAGAGGAGAUCACACCCACUCUGCAGAAGCUGAAGGAGGAGCGCUCCUCGUACCUGGAGUACCAGAAGCUGAUGCGUGAGAUCGAGCACCUGAGCCGGCUCUACGUGGCCUACCUGUUUGUGUGCGCCGAGGAGACCAAGGCCAAGUCCGCCGACGAGCUGAAGGGCAUGCAGGACGACAUCGGCAAGCUGCAGGAGGGCAUGGCGGAGAACGAGCGCAGGGCGAAGGAGGUGUCGCAGGAGAUCCAGGAGCUGGAGAAGAGGAGAGACAAGGAUGUGGGCGGGGUCCUGAAGGCCCUGGAGGAUGCGCUGUCGGAGGUGCAGAGGGUGGACGCCAAGGCCCAGAGCGCCCUGGACCUGAAGAAGCAGAACCUGAACGAGGAGACCAAGAAGCGCAAGGAGCUCGUCAAGAGCAUGGAGGAGGAUAAGAAGGUGAUGGCGGCAAAGGAGAAGGAGGUGGCCAAGAUGGCGGAGACGCUGCGCAGCGUCCAGGAGGAGGGGCAGAAGGACACGGAGGCCCUGGCCGCCGCCCAGCAGCACUUCAACGCCGUGUCUGCCGGCCUCUCCACCAAUGAGGACGGAGAGGAGGCCACGCUGGCUGGCCAGAUGAUGACCUGCAAGAACGACAUCAGCAAGGCCGACACCGAGGCCAAGCAGGCUCAGAUGAAGCUGAAGCACGCUGAGCAGGAGCUGAAGACCAAGCAGGCGGAGGUGAAGAAGAUGGACAGCGGCUACAAGAAGGACCAGGACGCCUUCGAGGCGGUGAAGAAGAGCAAGGAGAAGCUGGAGGCCGAGAUGAAGAAGCUCAACUACGAAGAUGGAAAAGAGGAGGGUCUGAUCGAGACCAGGCGGAGGCUGCUGCGUGAGGCCACCCAGCUGAGGGAGACCUACGAAUCUAUGAUGGCCAAGUUCCCCAAUCUGAGAUUUGAAUACACAGACCCGGAGAAGAACUGGGACAGGAGCAAAGUCAAAGGCCUGGUUGCCAACCUGAUCUCCGUGGGAGACGUGUCCAACGCCACUGCGCUGGAGGUGGUGGCUGGGGGCCGUCUCUACAAUGUGGUGGUGGACACGGAGGUUACAGGAAAGAAGAUCCUGGAGAAGGGCGAACUCAAACGCAGAUACACCAUCAUUCCCCUGAACAAGAUUUCAGCCAGAACCUUGAACGACAACGUUGUGAAGACCGCAAAAAAUCUGGUCGGGGCCGAUAACGUCCACACCGCCCUGUCGCUGGUGGGCUUCGAGUCGGACCUGCGGAAGGCCAUGGAGUACGUGUUCGGGACCACGCUGGUCUGCGACACCCUGGACAACGCCAAGAAGGUCACCUUCGACAAGCGGGUCAUGACCAAGACGGUCACGCUGGGAGGGGACGUGUUCGACCCCCAGGGGACCCUCAGCGGAGGAGCCCGAGCGCAGACCGCCUCCGUGCUGUCCAAGCUUCAGGAGCUGAAGGACGUCCAGGACAACCUGGAGGCCAAGGAGACGGAACUGCGCUCUGUUGAGAAGGACCUGAGUGGCCUUAAAGGGACGGCUGACAAGUACCGGCAGCUGAAACAGCAGUUGGACCUGAAAUGCGAGGAGGUGGAGCGUCUGCAGGUCAAGCUGCAGCAGAGCUCCUAUCACAAGCAGGAGGAGGAGCUACAGAUUCUGCGCAAGACCAUUGAGGAGAGCGAGGAGACCCUGAAGAAGACGAAGGAGGUGCAGAAGAAGGCGGAGGAGAAGUUCAGGGUGCUGGAGAACAAGAUGAAGAACGCCGAGGCGGAGAGAGAGAAGGAGCUGAAGGCCGCUCGGCAGAAACUGGACGCCGCCAAGAAGAAAGCCGACGCCUUCAACAAGAAGCUGAAGGAGAAGCAGCAGGAGGCGGACGCGCUGGCCCUGGAGCUGGAGGAGCUGAGGAGGGAGCAGGAGGGCUGUCAGCAGCAGGUGGAGGCGGUGGACGAGGCGGUGAAGGCGCUCCGCGAGCAGAUCGACAGCAUGGCCGCCGACGUGUCCGGCAGCAAGGAGGCGGUGAAGAAGGCUCAGGAGGAGCUGUCCAAGCAGAAGGAGGUGAUCAUGGCGCAGGACCGGGAGAUCAAGGGGAAGACGGCGGAGGUGAACGGGCUGCGGGAGAAGAACAACGAGGCGCAGCUGCGCAUCAAGGAGCUGGAGCACAACAUCAGCAAGCACAAGAAGGACAGCGCCGACGCCGCCGCGCGGGUGGGGCGGAUGCUGGCGGAGAACGACUGGAUCGCGCCUGAGAGGCACCUGUUCGGCCAGCCCAACACGGCCUACGACUUCAAGGCCAACAACCCCAAGGAGGCGGGCCAGAGGCUGAAGAAGCUGGAGGAGGCCAAGGCCAAGCUGGAGCGCAACGUCAACAUGAGGGCCAUGAACAUGCUGAGCCAGGCCGAGGAGAAGUACAAUGAUCUGAUGAAGAAGAAGAGAAUUGUGGAGAUCGACAAGUCAAAGAUCCUGAAGACCAUCGAGGAGCUGGAUCAGAAGAAAAACGAGGCUCUGAACAUCGCCUGGAAGAAGGUGAACAAAGACUUCGGCUCCAUCUUCUCCACGCUGUUGCCGGGCUCCGACGCCCGUCUGGUGCCCCCAGAAGGCCGCGGGGUCCUGGACGGUCUGGAGUUCAAGGUCGCCCUGGGCAACACCUGGAAGGAGAACCUGACGGAGCUGAGCGGAGGUCAAAGGUCUCUGGUGGCGCUGUCCUUGAUCCUGGCCAUGCUGCUCUUCAAACCCGCGCCCAUCUACAUCCUGGACGAGGUGGACGCCGCGCUGGACCUGUCCCACACGCAGAACAUCGGCCAGAUGCUGCGCACGCACUUCACACACUCACAGUUUGUUGUGGUCUCCCUAAAAGAUGGAAUGUUCACGAAUGCCAAUGUCCUGUUCAAGACCAAGUUUGUGGAUGGGGUGUCCACAGUGUCCAGAACCACACAGAGCCAAAAUGGUGGCAGUGUUCCUGGCCACAGAGGACAGGACAAGUCCAAACUAAAGGACAAACGGCACAAGCAAGCCAUGGCCAACUGAAUACUGCACCAUCUAUAAAUGUCUGUCUGUCUGCGUGAUGAGCUUAAGAUAUUUUUAUAUGUCACUGGUGAUUCAGUAGUCCUGUAGUUUUUUUUCUAACUGAAGCUUUUGAAAAGCGCACUAUGUACUGUCUGCUUUUUCUUUGUCUUUUUAAAUGUCUGUAUAUCCUAAAUAAAACCACUUAUUUGGAGAGCCUAAACAAAAA
Anguilla anguilla (European eel) is the source of this 4020-nucleotide messenger RNA. RefSeq names its product structural maintenance of chromosomes 2 (gene smc2). The transcript is spliced from 24 exons. Bases 207 to 3815 code for a protein of 1202 amino acids. Gene Ontology annotation, molecular function: ATP hydrolysis activity; ATP binding; protein binding. Gene Ontology annotation, biological process: chromosome organization. Lineage: Eukaryota; Metazoa; Chordata; Actinopteri; Anguilliformes; Anguillidae. The record is from RefSeq and is a predicted model, not a curated record. Gene Ontology annotation, cellular component: chromosome.